Pocillopora damicornis (cauliflower coral) is the source of this 3559-nucleotide messenger RNA. RefSeq lists its product as uncharacterized. Gene Ontology annotation, biological process: exocytosis; glycoprotein catabolic process. The record is from RefSeq and is a predicted model, not a curated record. Gene Ontology annotation, molecular function: neurexin family protein binding. NCBI's taxonomy places the organism in Eukaryota, Metazoa, Cnidaria, Anthozoa, Scleractinia, Pocilloporidae. Gene Ontology annotation, cellular component: cytoplasm.
UGCGGUGAUAGUUCUCUUCCUGUGUGCGAUAGUUUUGAAUUCAUAUGUUCUCAAAAUUUUCAUAAAUGUUGUGACGCUGCUAAACUUUCAUCUAAAUUCUUUCGAUGGAUUUUUCAUUCAUCCCAUUGGCCUUCUGUUAACUCGACUAGCGCACUCUUUAAGGUCUUUCAAGGGCCUAUCUUUGGCCAGCGCUGGGUUUGUAUUCCAUGUUUGAUAUAAACUCCGCUUUUCUGUCUCUUCAGCUUCCUUCUUAUUAUGUUCAGGCCUAUUACGCUAACGCCAGUCUUCAGGUGUCCUCUGUGGUGUUGCAUGACGGGAAAUCUUGAGAGAGGACAAAAUUAUGCUCCUUUUAGGGAGGGGCAGGGGCGUUGACACUUUCACACUUUCCUGAUCCCAACCCAUACUGAAAGUUUUCUUUUUAGUAUUAUCGCGUGCUUGACGGAUAACUCAAGCGGACAGCCUAAUACAUCGCGUCCUUAGACUUAGGAUUGGAAGGCCUGGGUUCGAGUCUUCUGUAAGACACUUAUCUCCUGGCAUGCAUGCCUCUCUCUCUCCUCUCAGGAGUAUAAAUGAGUUCUCGAUGAAUUGCCAAGGAAACCUGAUGAUAUAUUGAGUGGGAAAGGACUAUCAUCCCAUCCUGUUGGGUACAGCAACACCACUUGUCGCUUAAACUGAGAUUUGUUGCGCCAUUGCAAGUGUGGGCGAACUGGUUCAAGCAUAGAAUAGAAUAUUACCUCUCUUAUCUUUGUCCUCGGUUCUCUCAAUGCGGACACCAAUUUCACGUGAUUAUUUCCCAUCACUUUGUUAUAUUUUUCAUUAUUCUAUUUCAUUCAUGUUUUUUCUCUCUCCCACUCUCUCACACGACGAUGUGAAGCUGAUAAAAAGUUCUUUUCUGUCCCGGUUGAGAACACAUUCUUUUACUGUUGUGGUCGGUGAUAACCCACUUGAAGAAGAAUUGUUUCAACCAUGAUGUCAAGAUGGAAACAGGUGUCUUCUCUUGUUCGCUCUAAAGCACUGGCCCCAUCUGUGGUGAGUAUUUUAAAACUUCUUCCAGAACCCAUUAUGCUCUCAAACAUUCAAACACACCAUCAUGCCUUAACGUUCACACCAUCAUACCUUAACUUUCAAAGGUCUUCAUAUUGCAUGCAGCCUUCGAGUUACACGUUCACCCCAAACAAAGAUGAAGUCAUUGAUUCAAGUUACCUUCUGCGCGAUGCUAAGAAAUCAACCAAGUGCAGAACAAAAACACGAAAAGGCAAAGAUCCUCUUUGGAACGAACAGUUCUUAAUCGUUGGCGUCAAUUAUCAUGACAUAAAGCGAAGAGCGCUCGAAGUAUGCAUCGCCGACGGUCAUUUUUCCAGCGGAAAAAAGGAAAAGCUUUUCGGGGGUGUUCGGCUCAGUCUCGGUUACAAGGCAGUCGUGGCUGCGCAAACCAAGCAAGUUAAUCAGGUGCUGCGGUUUCUAAAAGGAAAGGAAGCGAUGAGUGGUGAUGUGAACUCGAGCUUUGGUAAAUGGAAGAGAGCAAGUGGUAGGAAACCUGUGGCGGAUGACACAGGACAGGCAACAGAAGAGGAGAGAAAUGAAGGCACAGAAACGAUAGAUAGGCCAGGAAAUGCAAACAAAGUGGAUGAAAAAAGUGUUGUCACUGACAUGGCAAAUAGUAAAGAUGAACGUGAAGAGACAAAGCAGGAAAUUGUCGAGAGUGGACCGCAAAGUGCAUCGUCUGCCAGUACAGAAGUAAUGGCGACGGACCCUGUCCCAGAUCCCUCUCAGGAUGAGGCCAAGGCGAAUAACACCAGAAACCGCUUGGCUGAGCAACGCCUUUUCGAAGCAGUGAUGGCAUCUAUCAAGCACCUAGAACUCGCCGCACGUCAGACUGUAACGCAGUCAGAGUCCAGCGAAGAACAAGACAAAGGACUUGAAGAAAAACUUGAAAAGCAAGAAUCUCCCGAGAUUUCCACUCAGAGCAUCAACAACGGCACUGAUGAAGGAAAUAAUGAUUCGCAAGAAGCAGAUACUAGUGAUCCAACCCCUAACGCAGUAGAAACAGCAGACGAGAGUACAAGAAAUGAAAGUUGGAGAAGGAAUUCAUUGGAUACAACUAAAAAUUCCAAAAGCAAGAAUGUCCAAGAGAAGAACAUUUGGAACGAAGAUCAAACUCAACGAUGCAGCGACCAAGCUGAAGACUUGCUAAAUGUGAUCAAAAAUCAUAUAGCCGAUAGAGAAAAUCUGCCAACAAAUGAACCCGAAAAUUCCCGAACGGAACCCGAUCAAAUAUCGAAUGGACACAAAGGCAAUGAAGAUCAAUGUACUGAUGAGAGAAGCGCUAAGAAAGAAGAAAGUUUUCCUAAAAAAGGGUUGAAUCCUACUGAUACUAAAACAGAUAACUCGGUAGAAAUUCCUAAAGAAGAGCCCAAACAUUACUCUAAGCAUCCCACUCAGGAAAUAAAAACGGAAAAUCCUGAAAGCGAAAACAGUCUACCACAGAAGUCGACGAUUUUGAAGAAAUCGUCUGCAGGAGGACCAAACGACAUGAAGCGGAGCUCAUCCUUCACCUUGAAAGAUAUCGGAAAGAGGCUAAGCUUUAGGCGCAGCAGCAAAUCAGAAGUCAGCGGAGAUAGCAGAUUGGAGACGGGCUUACAAACAAAUGCAGACAAGAUGAUGUUAGAUGCUCAAGGACUCGAAAUAACCCAAUGGACGCUUGUCGUGUCUCGGCCGAAGGAGUGGCACUACUGUUGGCACAUCCUCAGAUCUGAAAUGACCAUUCUACACUAGACAUUAAUCUCGUCAAUCGUUAAGGAGCCUCGAUUAGUCAGAGGGCUGGUCAAUUAUGCUCUAACCGCUGAUUAAAAGGCACUUAGAGACAGGAGGGCUCAAGUCUAGGCUUGCCUCGGUCAACACUAGCCGUGGAGGUCUGGGUCGAGCAUUGAUAUAAAGUGCAAGGAAAGGCACAAACUUAAUAAUUAAAUUAGGACUUUGAAGUCAUAAAGGUGAAGUUGAGUGUAGAUGUUGACUUAACAAUUGCAAUCUACUUCGUGUUCGACAUCGAGUAGGUUUAGCUCAUACAUCUCCUACAGGUAAUCUGCUGAACUGUCAACUACAAAAGCAUCCAUAAACGUUAAAAUCGAGAAAUAUGACCUGAUCUUUUUGUUAAGGAUCUUAGUCAUUCUUAUUUAUGAUAAUAACUUUGUUAAUAGCACUAUUAACGAAAGUAUAUUAAUGAUGAUAUUAGAGAUAUAAUAGCAAUUAUAAUGAUAAUGAGUGAAAAAUGAUGUAAACUAAAUCAUGACCACCAGUAGGUUAGUUUCCUACGUUUUCUCACUUUUUAGUGUUAGGUAUAUCAGCUUUUAGAUUCCAUAAAUGAUAUCUUCCAUAAAUCUGCUACAAAAAUCUAACAACUGAUAUUAGAUGCGCAUGCAUGACAAACCUGCGUUUUUCACUUUCUAAUAACUUAGUGAAUAGUCGUAAGAGUUUUAAUGUUUAUUAUGAAAUUAUAUUAAAUGUUAAGGAAUUUUUAACCGCAUUCAUUUGAGAAUUAAAAAUUAAGAAUAAGAAAAAA